This is a messenger RNA of Nylanderia fulva, 1132 nucleotides long. The record is from RefSeq and is a predicted model, not a curated record. NCBI's taxonomy places the organism in Eukaryota, Metazoa, Arthropoda, Insecta, Hymenoptera, Formicidae.
AUGGCUGUUUCGAGGACACCCAGUAAAUUCGCCAAAACAGUUCAGGAAUGCGAGAGAAAUAAUAAGGAGCGUGCCUCUUCUCAAUCAUCAGUCUCAGGUAAAGAUGAACGUAGGACUAUAUCUGAAAAACCAACGCAACUUGCUCAACCUAAUCAAUACAAUGGUCCUGCAUUACCAAGGGAUGUAAAGACUAAUGUUGUCACGGAUGCUACCACCAGAGCAGCUGCAGAUUCUACUAAAAAAACAUAUUCCAGUAAUCCAACGUACAGCAAAGGAAAUACAGUUACUGAUGAGGAUUUAGAAAAACUCUCUGAAGCACUUUAUAUCAAAGAGACGAAUAAUGCAAAUCAAUAUAUAACAGUUAAUCUACAAAAACGUACCACCAGUAGCAAUCUGAUGGAUCAAGCUCCGCAGCCGCUAUUGACAAUAAGUUCCGAAGCUCUCCAAAUUCCUACGGUUCAAAGGGUGCUCUCCAUAUUCGAUAAUUAUCAAUUAGAUACUCAUACAAAUGAAUAUAUUAAUCCAACACAAAGACAAGAAGAAAGUUUCCUUCUUGACACUUUUUUGAGUACAAACGUAAUGUCCACUGCUAUGCGUUUUCUCGCAGAUAAAGGGUUUAUAAGGCGAGAUUAUUAUGAGUAUAAAGAUGCUUUAAGAAGACUUUGGUUCAAUCUAUUCUCACGUGGACAAGGUAAAAUUGGUAGCACUGGGUUUGAACACGUCUUUAUGGCAGAAACAAAACGAAUAGAUUCGGAUACACAGGUACUUGGAUUACAUAAUUGGAUCUAUUUUAAUGCAGAAGAAAUAAAGCAGCAUACUAAUUACUUAGGUUACAUUAAAAAAACCGAUUUAGGAAACAAGGGAUCUAUUAUUAAAAUGCAUGUAAAAUUCAAUAAUCACGAUAAACCGGUCACGACCAUAUUCGUCGGAACUUCGCCUGAAUUGGAAAUGUCACUUUACACCGUUUGCUUUUAUGCAAGGCCAGAUGGAAAUUGCCCUCUAUCUCUGGGAGGCACCAAGUUUAAUAUAAUAACACACAAAUUUAGAUAUAGAGGAAAAGAUUUAAUUGGAACAGCAUAUCCAGAAAUUUAAGAUUUGAAUUUUUGUGAAUGUAAACAUAUCUAAUUCAUAU